Messenger RNA from Geosmithia morbida, 1359 nucleotides. RefSeq names its product threonine aldolase. The record is from RefSeq and is a predicted model, not a curated record. The coding region runs from base 1 to 1359 and encodes 452 amino acids. Gene Ontology annotation, molecular function: L-allo-threonine aldolase activity. Gene Ontology annotation, biological process: L-threonine catabolic process; glycine biosynthetic process. Lineage: Eukaryota; Fungi; Ascomycota; Sordariomycetes; Hypocreales; Bionectriaceae. Gene Ontology annotation, cellular component: cytosol. The transcript is spliced from 4 exons.
AUGCAGCCACUCCGCAUCGCCAGACUGGCUGGCAGGACCCAAACGUUCUGGAAGCCGAGUCUAAUUUCGAGUCCACUAUUACAACAACACCGAGCAUCAUCAUCGUCACCUGGUCCUGGCAAUUCCUGGGUCGGUCACAAGGGUCCCGGCGGGUUCGACCUGAGGAGCGAUGUCAUGACCACCCCAACUCCAUCCAUGCUGUCGGCAAUCCGGACGUGCUCUAUGCGCGAUGACGUCUUUCAGGAAGACACGACAACGUCGGAUCUCGAGGCGCACGUCGCCGGCCUCGCAGGCAAGGAGGCUGGCCUGUUCGUCCUCUCGGGCACGAUGGGCAACCAGCUCGCUCUGCGAAGCCACCUCAGGCAGCCUCCGCACGGGGUCUUGUGCGACGAGAACUCGCACAUCUUCCACUACGAAGCUGGAGGAGUGGCAUCCCUCUGCGGCGCCAUGCUGCAGGCCGUGACCCCCAAGAAUGGGAUGUACCUCACCCUGGAGGACGUUGCCGCCCGGGCCGUGCUGGACAACGACGUGCACUCGUGUCCCACGCGCGUCAUAAGCCUGGAGAACACGCUCAACGGCAUGGUCAUGCCCCUCUCCGAGACGCGCCGCAUCUCCGACUUCGCCCGCGCCCGCGGCAUAGCCAUGCACUGCGACGGCGCCCGCCUCUGGGAGGCCGUGGCCUCCGGUGCCGGGUCCCUGGCGGACUACUCGUCCCUCUUCGACACGCUGAGUCUGUGCAUGUCCAAGGGUCUCGGCGCCCCGGUAGGCAGCGUCCUCGUCGGCCCCGCCAAGACCAUAUCCCACUCCCGGUGGGUGCGCAAGUCCAUCGGCGGCGGUCUACGUCAGCCCGGCCUUCUCACGGCCGCCGGCCGCGUCGCCGUGGACGAGGCCGUCCAUCUACUACCGCUCGCCCACUCCCUGGCGCGAGACGUGGAAUCUAUCUGGACCUCGAGGGGCGGCCGGCUCAUCUACCCCGUCCAGACAAACAUGUGCUGGCUAGACCUGGACGCCGCACGCUGCCCCCCGGACCAUUUCGUCAAGUUAGGUGAGCGUUUCGGUCUGGCCCUCGGUCCCGGCCGUCUGGUGCUGAAUUAUCAGACUGCCCAGAAUGGCGAAGAGGUGCUGUCCAGGUUGGAGAGAGUAUUCGACGCAGUCUUUGAUACUGCAUCAACGUCAACGUCGACUGGCAAGCCUAUAAAGGCAGCGUGCGCAGUGUCAUGUCUGACAGACGACUUCGCGGGUGUAGAACUCGACGAGCAUCGUGGCGUAGGCUUCCAGGCCCUCGACGGGAACGGCAAGUCUAAAGUCAUUGAGGAUGAGGAACUGCAGCUCGAGAUGGUUGAGUUCGGCGAGGGGUAG